Messenger RNA from Linepithema humile (Argentine ant), 3072 nucleotides. Its product is annotated as PAX3- and PAX7-binding protein 1. Lineage: Eukaryota; Metazoa; Arthropoda; Insecta; Hymenoptera; Formicidae. Gene Ontology annotation, cellular component: U2-type post-mRNA release spliceosomal complex; nucleus. Gene Ontology annotation, biological process: spliceosomal complex disassembly; mRNA splicing, via spliceosome. Gene Ontology annotation, molecular function: DNA binding. The record is from RefSeq and is a predicted model, not a curated record.
AUUGGACGAAUAAUUUUUAGUGUAUCUAACAGCAAUCGGUUAUUCGUGGAUGCAUCAAAUUCCACUUUUUGUAGAUCCGUUGAGAUAAAGUUAUCGCGAACAUAUUAAUUUGCUACGGUUCUACGUAAAUUUCGUGUAAUGUGAUACAUUCCGCUUUUUAGCCUGUGUCUUUAACAGUUCAAGCAAUACUGUACCAUUGCUCUAAUCGACGUUGACGUUGUAACAACAAUGUCAUUAUUCAACAAACCGAAGCGAAAUAUACGCCGACGUCCUUUCAACGAUGAGGAUGAAGAUAAUGAGAACAGAAUGGAAACGGAGGACGCGCAGCCUAUGAAAAUUAAGACGAAGAAGAAGGAUAAACCAAAGCAGACGCUCCUCAGUUUCGGAGAGGAGCUGGAACAAGGGGACGAUGGAGAGGUUUUUAUAGUCAAGAAAUCGUCAAGGAGCAAAAAACUGAUGAAACAACUAGAUCACGAAAGGAGAAAAAAGAAAGGUGAAGAGAAAAUGCAAGUGGACACUGAGCAAGCGAAUAAAUCCAUUAAGCAGGAAAAAGAUUUAGAAAUAAAGACAGAUGAUCUAGUAGUUAAAAUAAAAAACACAGGACCCCUGAUUUUAAAUGGACGGGCUGCAUUGGCAGCAGGAAAGGAUGACUAUACAUCGGGUGAAGAGGAAGAUGAACCUUGCAGUCACAAAUUUAGGAAAAAUACAGAUAAAGCCGAAACUAUGAAAAUACUUCUUGAAAGUGGAUGUAUACCUGAUGCUGCUAUGAUCCAUGCAGCGAGAAAACGUAGACAAAAAGCGCGAGAAUUAGGAACCGAUUACAUUCCUAUUGAGGAACAAAGCGAUGACAAAGGCAAGUCAAGAUUAAUACGAGAAGAAGAUCAUGAUCGAAGUGACGAUGAUGAUUCUCAAGAUCGACUUGAUAUGACUAUCAAUACAGAAGCACGUGAUAAAGAAAAAAGGAGAGAAGCGUUUCUUGCUUCUCAAGUCCCAAUGAAAUUUUCAGACAAUGAAAGUGAGCACGAAAAUGAAGAAGAAGAAUGGGAAGCUCAACAAAUACGAAAGGGUGUAACUGGUGCUCAGGUAAAGGCGAAAUGCAGUAAUAAGUUAAAAUUGGAGAAAAUCUUUCGUGGUUUGCAGAUUGUAGCGGCACAGCAAGAUUCUAUGUUACAACAACAAUACACAAUGGGUAUGAAUGUUAAUCAGAUGAUGGGAUCUAAUGUACCUUUAGAAAUGGUAUUAAUGCCUGCGCCGCCGCCGCCACCGUCCAUUCAACCACCAGAUCCAACAAAAAUCGUGCCUGUUACACCACAGGAAGUUGUAAAGAAAAUGCGUGCAAGGUUGGACAGUUUGAAAGAGGUACAUAGACGGCAUCAGCAAGAUCAGGAGCGUUUAGAGCAAGAAUUACGACAAACGAUGAAAGAGUUGGACGAGGGUGAAAUCCGCACGCCGCAUUACGCACAACGCUUCAGAUAUUACCAAGAGUUGCGUGGGUAUGUCACUGACUUGGUAGAGUGUCUUGAUGAGAAGCUUCCCCUGGUUAUCGAGUUGGAGCAACGCUGGUUAAUUCUAUAUGGUGAACGAUCAACCGAAUUGAUGGAACGGAGACGGCAAGAUACGAGGGAUCAAGCGGAAGAAAUAACCACUGCAGCAAGAGGCCAAGCUAUGAGAAGAGGACCGGAAGUAGAAACUCAUGUACGACGAGCUACCGAAAGGGAAGGUAGGAGAGCCCGUCGCAGAAGAGCGAGAGAAUUAGCCUCGAAUAUGCCGAAGCAUAUCGAUGGCAUGUCCAGUGACGAUGAAGUCACCGAACAACAAAAUCUUGCAUUUAAGCAAGCUAAAGAUGAAAUUGACAAUGAUUGUAAAGAAAUAUUUUCUGAUGUCAUGGAGGAAUACUGUACAGUACGUGGUAUUCUUUCCAAGUUCGAAUCAUGGAGAGAAACGGACAUAGAUGCCUACACAGAGGCCUAUGUUUCAUUGUGUUUACCCAAGAUUAUUUCGCCGAUUGUCAGAUUACAAUUAGUUACUUGGAAUCCAAUAAUGGAAAGUGCUGACAUAGAAAGGACAAAGUGGUACAAUACAUUGCUUUUAUAUGCCAUAGACAGUAAAGAGACGGAGGAAUCGUUGAAACGGGAUCCAGAUGUUAGAUUAGUCCCAUCAACGAUUGAAAAAGUCGUGAUACCAAAAUUAACAUCUAUUAUUGAGAAAAUUUGGGAUCCAAUGUCGACAUCCCAAACGCUACGUCUUGUGGGAACUAUAAACCGCCUGAUCAAGGAAUAUCCGAAUUUAAAUGAUACGAGCAAACAAUUAGAAACGUUAUUCAAUGCAAUUUUAGAUAAAAUUAAAGCUGCUGUUGAGAAUGAUGUUUUCAUACCUAUUUUUCCAAAACAAGUUUGGGAUACGAAGCAUCAAUUUUUUCAACGACAAUUUGCGAUGGCUGUCAAGUUGCUACGCAAUUUAUUAAGUUGGCAAGGUCUUCUCGGGGAUGUGCAGUUGAAAAACUUGGCACUAGGCUCGCUUUUGAAUCGUUAUUUACUUGCUGGAUUACGAGUUUCUUGUCCGACUGAGGCUUUGUUUAAAGCAAACAUGAUCAUGAGUACACUACCAAGAGCUUGGCUACAAGGUGAAACUAUAGAACAUCUCAGAAUGUUUGCCACCCUCAUUCAACAGCUUAGUGAACAAUUGGAUCAAGCUAAUCCUGCACAUAACGAAGCCUGGGAAUAUGCCAAAUCCAUUCUGAAAAUAAUCAAGCCAUCAUAAUGUGUUGAUUAUGUAUCAGUAAUACUUUAUCAAACUUUUUGCUUCAGUACUCCAUAUGCUUAUUGAUAGUUUUAUACAUAUAACACCGCAAGAAGUCCUGUACAUGAUACAAUCAUUUGUCAGAUGUAUAAUAUAUCAAGAAACACAAUUUUGUAUAGUCAUAAAGUAAAUAAGACACUUCACGGCAUGACACACCUUCCAGAUACGAAUGUAUAUAACAGGCAAAUGAAAAAUAAAAAUGUAAAUAGUAUACUUGAGUGGCUGAGUUUUGUCUUUAAGAAAUUACAGAGAUAAUAAAAAUUACGAAAAAUA